UCUCUCCCUCCGCACGUCUCGCUCUCUCCCUCUCUCUCUCUUCCCGACCGAUUUGUAGUCAAAGCUUAUUUUCUUAUAUUUUUGUUUUUGCCCCUUUUCUUCGUCUCCUCAUCUUCUCUCUCCCUCUCUCGCGUUGCGCCGAGGCCUUCGAAUGAGGCCCGCGGACUGGUAGAUGAGCGGCCGGAGGACGCCGUCCGACCUAUGGACAAAGUUCCGAUCAACUCUGGGCCGCCGCCCGCGGCGGGGUCUGCGCACUUCUUCGCUGACAACCUCAAGGGCUUCCUGCUCGCCGUCGCCUCCAGCGCCUUCAUCGGCGCUAGCUUCAUCAUCAAGAAGAAGGGCCUCAAGCGCGCCGGCGCCUCCGGCUCCCGCGCCGGCAUAGGCGGGUACGGAUACUUACUGGAGCCUCUCUGGUGGAUCGGAAUGGUCACAAUGAUUAUCGGUGAGAUUGCAAAUUUUGUGGCCUACAUCUUUGCCCCAGCUGUUAUGGUGACGCCUCUGGGUGCUUUGAGCAUCAUCGUUAGUGCCGUUUUGGCCCAUUUCAUCCUAAAGGAGAAAUUGCAGAGAAUGGGUGUUUUGGGCUGUGUGCUUUGCAUUGUGGGUUCAACAGUCAUCGUGCUCCAUGCCCCAGAGGAGAGGACGCCGAGCUCUGUUGAGCAGAUCUGGGAUUUAGCGACGCAGCCAGCCUUUCUUUUGUAUACGGCAUCGGCAGUUGCAGUAUCUCUGGUGCUUAUGUUGCAUUGUUCUCCACGUUAUGGGCAGACAAACAUAAUGGUGUACUUGGGCAUAUGCUCUGCAAUUGGAUCUUUGACGGUCAUGAGUAUCAAGGCCAUAGGAAUUGCAAUCAAGCUUACAUUGGAAGGCGUCAACCAAGCUGGUUACUUCCAAACAUGGGUAUUUGCAAUGGUGGCAAUCUCCUGCAUCAUAAUUCAGUUGAAUUACUUAAACAAGGCAUUAGAUACUUUCAAUACUGCAGUUGUUUCUCCUGUCUACUAUGCCAUGUUCACAAUUCUUACAAUAUUAGCAAGUGCCAUUAUGUUCAAGGAUUGGUCUGGCCAGAGUGCAAGUAAUAUUGCAUCAGAGAUUUGUGGGCUCAUUACAGUAAUUUCCGGGACCACAGUGUUACAUUCUACAAGAGAAUCAGAUCAAACAUCCUCUUCAGAUUUGUAUACACCACUCUCUCCUAAAAUAUUUUGGCACAUCCAAGGAAAUGGUGAGCUGGGAAAGCUGAAGGAUGAUGAUUUGUUGUCUGGGGAAUUUGUUGCUGUAGUGCGCCAAGAUCAUUUCACAUAGAGAGUAUUUCCUUCAAUUACGUGAUGCCAGAAAACACGACUUAAUUAAAAGAUGGCUGAAGAUGGAAUAGAGUUUUGUAGAUUAUACAGUAGCCCAGAUUGCUAAUGUCCUCUGAUUACUGCUUGCCAUUUCAUGCAGUCAUCUGGAUGAUGCUUCCAUGCUCCAUUGUUCUAGUUCUACGUUCUAUUAUUUUUGUUCGAGUCUCAUGUUGCCGAUAAGUAGAAGCCAUGUAAGUCCUGGUUUUUUCAUUUAGUUGCUAAUGACUGGGGGUUAUAUAGAUUGUGGACUUUAACCCUGGUUUUACUGUAAGAAAGGUGAAUUGUGAGGAGCCCUUUUGGUGUAAUUUAAUGUACAGUUCAUGUUUCUUUACUUCAAUGCUUAACGGAGUUUUUUAAA
Molecule: messenger RNA, 1689 nt
Organism: Musa acuminata subsp. malaccensis (wild Malaysian banana)
Lineage: Eukaryota; Viridiplantae; Streptophyta; Magnoliopsida; Zingiberales; Musaceae
Product: probable magnesium transporter NIPA6
Biological process (GO): magnesium ion transport
Cellular component (GO): membrane
Molecular function (GO): magnesium ion transmembrane transporter activity
Source: RefSeq, a predicted model, not a curated record